GCCAUUUACACAAAAUCCCUAGUUUCGACUCGAUACCUAUUGGAAGAUUCGGGCAGCCUCAUUAGACGAUAACUAUUAGGCAGUAGCCCAAGAUGGCCGCCUACGAAUAUGACGAGGCCGGUGUUAUGGCCACAUAUUUCCUCUUGACGGUGUUGGCUCUGGUGCUGAUACCGGUAACGUUGGCGUCGUUGGGUAAACGCUCAGACACGACCAAACACGGCUGCGACUGCAAAGCCUGCCAGGAACAACGAGCGCGGAUUAAGAAGCGGGAAGGAUCCAUCUUCUCGCUCAAGUUCUCUACCAAGACCUACCUUCUCCUUGGAGGCUGGACAUUGGUUGCACUGCUGUCAUGGCGCGCUUCCAAGCUCAAGACGAACAACAAAGUCUACGACCCCUUCGAGAUUCUCGGUAUCUCCUCCAGCGCAACCGAGAAGGAAAUCAAGUCCCACUACAAAAAGCUCUCCCGGCAAUUCCAUCCCGAUAAGGUUAAAGUCACCGCCGAAAUGACGUUGGAGCAGAUUCAAGACCGUUUCGUGCAAAUUACCAAGGCGUAUAAAUCCUUGACGGACGAGAAGAUUCGCAAGAACUGGCUCGAGUGGAACAACCCUGAUGGACCUCAAUCCACCUCUAUGGGUAUCGCCCUCCCCAAAUGGAUCGUUGAGAGCCAAAACAACAUCUGGGUACUCGGGUUCUACGGUCUCCUGUUCGGUGGUGCCCUCCCUGCUGUCGUCGGCCGCUGGUGGUUCGGCAACCGCCAAAAGACCAAGGACGGCGUUCACGCCCAAUCCGCUGCUACCUUCUUCAAGUAUGUCCGCGAGGAAUCCAGCGUUGAUGAGAUCGUCUCCUCCCUCGGCAAGGCGUACAAGUGGGAACUCCCUCAGGUCAAAUCGGGUGUUGACACCGAGUUGGCUGAGCUCGAGAAGGCUAUUGUUGAGAAAGUCGGUUCGCGGUAUGCGGAGGUUAAGAAGUCGGCGAAGGAUGCGGAUGGAACUAUUCAUCCCUCAAGAGCGAGGGCGUUGGCUUUGAUUUAUGCGCACUUGUGUCGGAUUGAGGUUAAGAACCCUGCUUUGGCUGAAGAACAACGCAGAAUCAUCCUUUCGACUCCCCUCCUGCUUUCCGCGCUCCUCAACGUCGCUAUCGCUCGCAACUGGCUCAUCCCCACCCUCUGGGCUAUGCGUCUACACUCCUACAUCGCUCAGGCUCUCCCUCCCGACCCACCCCCGCGUGUCAAGCUCACCCAACUUCCCUUGUCCAAGGCUGAUAUCGACUCCAUGUCUCCCCGACCGAAGGAUAUGCACGAGGUUUUGGUUGCGCUUGAGGAUAAGACGGACGAGAAGAGCGUUGAAGCCAAGAAGGCGCUGGCCAAGUGGGGUCGCGUUGAGAUUGUUGAUGCAGGUUUCAAGGUUAUUGGCGAACGCGUUAUUUCCCCUUCUUCGAUUGUUUUCCUCGUUGUCAAGCUCCGGUUGACGCCGCCUGGUGUAUCGGUUGAGCCUAAGGAUUUGAGCGUGGAGGAGACGAAGCGGGUGGUUAAGAUGAAUGAUGAGAAGGAUGAGGCUUUCUUGCUUGCCAAGGGUGACGCUGAGGAGAUUUCGGAGGAGAGGAUUCCUGGAUAUGCGCAUGCUCCUUAUUGGCCCGCUGGUCGUAAACCGACGUGGUGGAUCGUCCUCGGCGACGACAAGCAGAACCGGAUCGUUGUCCCACCCAUGCGUGUCUCUGAGAUCCCCUACGCUGAUUCUGAGAGCGAGCGUGAUUAUAGGAGUUAUAAGAUCCAGUUCCAGGCUCCUCCGCAGGUUGGCUUGUUCACGUGGAGGUUGUAUGUGGUUAGCGAUACGUAUGCGGGUGAGGAUGCUGUGCGGGAUGUUCAGCUUAAAAUCGAAGAACCGGUACACGAAGACGAACCCUCUGAAGACGACAUUUCGGAUCCUGACGAGGACACGUUGGCGGGCCAGAUGGCCGCUAUGCGUGGUGGUGCUGUGAAGAAGAGGAGGGAUGAGAGUGAUGAUGAUGAUGACGACGAUGAUAGUGACGAGGAGACGGAGUAUAGUGAUACUACGAGUGAUAGUGAUAGCGAUUAG
This is a messenger RNA of Coprinopsis cinerea okayama7#130, 2075 nucleotides long. RefSeq names its product translocation protein sec63. Gene Ontology annotation, molecular function: RNA binding; transmembrane protein transporter activity. The transcript is spliced from 11 exons. Gene Ontology annotation, cellular component: Sec62/Sec63 complex. Gene Ontology annotation, biological process: SRP-dependent cotranslational protein targeting to membrane; post-translational protein targeting to endoplasmic reticulum membrane. The record is from RefSeq and is a predicted model, not a curated record. NCBI's taxonomy places the organism in Eukaryota, Fungi, Basidiomycota, Agaricomycetes, Agaricales, Psathyrellaceae. The coding region runs from base 93 to 2075 and encodes 660 amino acids.